AUGGAUAUCAUCAACACUCUUGAAUUUUCCAAGCAUCUCUCUAAACAGGCCCAGCAAGCUGAGACCCCAUCGAAUGAGCCAAAUCUCAGCGAUCUGCAGCUCCACCCACACGAGCUCGAGGCGAUUCAAGUAUUAGCAAAGCUCAUCAAUAACGGCACCACCUACUGGUCAAGCCCAGACAUGGAUCUCGGGCUAUCAAUGAUCAAGCCACUCGCCGUUCUCUUUCUCCAUCCCUCUACGGACAAGUUUCAGAACUUCCUUGCCCUAGAAUCUUUGUCCUAUCUGAGCGGUUCUGAGGACGACACGGCUGAAAUCCUAAGAUGGUCUCAAAUUCUUGAUCAAUUGGAUGGAAUAAUUGAAUCUGAGCCUUCCAAACAAGCAAUCCAUUUCAUGGAUUCCCUUCUCUGUGAUCCCGCGUACCGCAAGAGAUUCGCUCCGCCAGAAGACUCGACUCAGAUAGACACUGCUUACAUGACUAGGCUUAAAAAUUUCAUCCUCUUGAUCAAGGAGGAAGACCACCAUGUCCAUUGUGCUGCUGCUAGCGCACUGUGGAACCUUACUCAUUCAUCCCCGGAGGUCUGCAAGCUAAUCCUAUCAGACCCCUCAUUAACUGAGACCUUGUUGAAGUCCUUCCGACAAUGGUCAGGUGGGGAACGGGAUGUAGCAGGCUUCUACUUAUCAACCAGCGGCUCGAUGAUUGGAGUAUUCACAAACAUCUACAAACAGCUUGACUGCUCCCCCGAGGACAAUCCUCCGGCACUCUUUGUGGAUGACCGCUUGCAUUACGCACUUUGGCUGAUCGACGACUAUUGUGGGGAAGGCAUGGAACAUGGAGAAUUCAAAGACUGUCGUGAUCUUCAAGAUGACGUCACUGAACUCUCGACCUGGAUCGUCGAUAACUUCGAAGCUCGCAAGAAAUUCAACCAUUUCGAUCUGAAUGGCCGGGAAUCUGCUGAUUACGACGCUUAUCGUUAA
Puccinia graminis f. sp. tritici CRL 75-36-700-3 is the source of this 975-nucleotide messenger RNA. RefSeq lists its product as uncharacterized. The transcript has a single exon. The coding region runs from base 1 to 975 and encodes 324 amino acids. Lineage: Eukaryota; Fungi; Basidiomycota; Pucciniomycetes; Pucciniales; Pucciniaceae. The record is from RefSeq and is a predicted model, not a curated record.